GUGGUGCAAUGCUAAAAUACAAAAUAAGUGCGAACUUUGCCGCGGCGGUUGGUUUGUGGUCGUGGUCAAGAUAUGGUUUGGAGAUGGCGACGUUACAACCAAACCAAUAAACUCGCAACGAAUUAGCGAUUCUAAUUUUAGCGUGUGUAGCAACAAUAAGACAAUUACAAUAUCACACAGAAGGGAAGAAGUCAACAACAACUAAACGUUCAGCUGCAGCAGCUGUCUGCAUGUGUGAGUGUCUAGCGCGUCCGUGUGUGUGUGUAGAAAGUGUGCACGUCAGGCGUUGGCUAGCCAUGUCCAGAAUUACAUUGACCACGUUAACACACGCAGGCAGAGGUAUCAACAACAGCGGCAGCGAUAACAGCAACAACGAUACCCGCACAGGAACUCUGACACAUCUUAUGGAAGAGCACCAGCCGAGAGCGGGAGCAGGAGGAGCGACAACGCCUGCGGGCGGACUGAUAUCAGAUGGUGCGGAACGACUACGACGUCAGGGCAGCCGACUGCAAACCUCGCGCUUUGCCUGCCUACGAUGUUGCGGCAACUUUCUCACCUAUCUGGUGCGCUUGCGCAGCACGCCCGAGGAGCUGGAACAGCGCUACAAAUCCAAAGAGAUUGAUAAGUUUUUGGAGAAGGAGAAACAUACAUUUCGGCGGCAGGUAAAACUGCUGCUGUUGGGUGCUGGGGAGUCUGGCAAGUCAACGUUCCUCAAGCAAAUGCGGAUCAUACACGGCGUCAAUUUUGAUUCCGAACUGCUGCGCGAAUACCAACAUGUGAUAUACCAAAACGUUAUAAGAGGAAUGCAAGUACUGCUAGACGCUCGGGAAAAACUGGACAUCUCCUGGGGAAACGAUGGCCGCGAGCAGGACGCUAACGAUGCCAAAUUAAUGGAAUGCAACGCCAUAGAGGCCCUCAGAUUCAUGGAAUUUGCACCGCUAAUACGCCGCCUUUGGCAGGAUCGCGGCAUUAGAAGAGCUUACGAAAGACGGCGUGAAUUUCAAAUUAGCGAUUCCGUUAGCUAUUUCUUAGACGAAAUCGACCGGCUGGCCAAACCGGAUUAUGUCCCCACGAACAAAGAUAUAUUGCACUGUCGCAAGGCAACCAAGGGUGUCUACGAGUUUUGUGUUAAAGUGCAGAACAUUCCAUUUGUGUUUGUCGAUGUGGGCGGCCAGCGGACGCAGCGCCAGAAGUGGACAAAAUGCUUUGAUACAUCCGUCACAUCAAUUAUAUUCCUUGUAUCUAGUUCAGAGUUCGAUCAGGUUCUUGCCGAAGACAGAAAAACCAAUCGCCUUGAGGAGUCAAAGAACAUAUUCGAUACCAUUGUCAACAAUAACACCUUCAAAGGUAUUUCAAUUAUAUUAUUUCUGAACAAAACGGAUUUGCUUGAACAGAAAGUACGCAAUCCAGAGACUGAUAUACGCUGGUACUAUCCGCAAUUUAAUGGGAAUCCGCACUCCCUUUUGGACGUCCAAAACUUCAUACUGCAAAUGUUCAUGAGCGUUCGCCGCAGCAGCAGCACCAGUCGGAUCUACCAUCACUUCACUACUGCCAUAGAUACGCGCAACAUCAAUGUUGUGUUCAAUUCGGUCAAAGAUACGAUAUUGCAGCGUAAUUUAAAUGCUUUGAUGCUGCAGUAGUACUAUUCGCAAUUCGAUCAACUUCUUUCGGUGUAGUCCUGAACAAGAACCAGAACCAGGUCUAGGGGUUUCGCGCCAGACUGACAAUCUUUUUAUAGUUAUACAUACAUAUGUACACAUAUAAAAAUAUGUCGUGUAUGCAUUUACAUAUUUACUGCACAUAUCCAUAUAACGAACGCAAGUGCCAGCUGUCAGGAAUCUUUAAUUUUUUAAAGGCCGCCCCAACCCAAAUUGUUGUUAACUUUUUAAAAUGGUUUAAUUAUUCAUUAAUUUUGUAUUAAAGGAAAUUUUAUUAUUUUUUAGCAUUUACAUAUAGUAUAAUCUACUUUAUUUAUGCACAACUGUAUAUAAAUUAUUUUGUAUGUGUUCGUAAUCGCUUCCUGAUCCUGCUAUCAAACAGACUUCAACGCCAUAUGCAUACAUAAACUAACCAAAAACUUAUAAUACGUGCUCCCAUUUUUUGUAUCAUGUAUUUAGGUAAAUUCCUCUUUGCCUUUUGCUACAAUAACUUUUUACAAGCGAACAUAUAAAUUAGUCGAAAAUCGAAUAUAUUGCAGUAUAUAAAAAGUGAGAGAGAUCGAGCCUAAUGUUAAGAAGCGCGCUUUCUCAUAGAGUAAAGUCAGCAACGUAACCAACAAAUGUACCAAUUAAAUGAAAACGAUCAAUAUAUAAUAAAUGGAACCAAUCGAAUUCAAAUGUAA
This is a messenger RNA of Drosophila persimilis, 2341 nucleotides long. It is a transcript of the gene cta, whose product is annotated as guanine nucleotide-binding protein subunit alpha homolog. The coding region runs from base 231 to 1640 and encodes 469 amino acids. The transcript has 6 exons. Gene Ontology annotation, biological process: adenylate cyclase-modulating G protein-coupled receptor signaling pathway; Rho protein signal transduction. NCBI's taxonomy places the organism in Eukaryota, Metazoa, Arthropoda, Insecta, Diptera, Drosophilidae. Gene Ontology annotation, cellular component: heterotrimeric G-protein complex; brush border membrane. Gene Ontology annotation, molecular function: GTPase activity; G-protein beta/gamma-subunit complex binding; guanyl nucleotide binding. The record is from RefSeq and is a predicted model, not a curated record.